AUGGAGGACAUCCUGUCCCGGAUAAUCAGGGAUUCUUCUUCUGUUAAAUACACAAACAUAAAGAGCAGAGCUUCUGAUGCCCGGGAAUUGUUACAAAACAAAGGUCUGUUAGAGGUGACCCCAGCUCAUGUCUUACGGGAAAAAUGUCUGGAACCCCUACAGUUAGCGCUGGAAUCCAAAAAUAAAAAACUGGCAACAGAAGCUAUUGACGGAAUACAGGUGAUAUUUGGAGAUGAUCGGUUUCAGUCCAGUAUUGAGUGUGAGGGAGAGGAGAGGUGGAUGCCAAUACAGAUCCUCAACACUGUGUUGUGUACCCCCUCCUUACCUGAAGACACACAGAUGGAUAUAAUGAAGCUUCUGUUGAAUAUGACAUUUUCUACAUCUUGGUGCAUGAAUGCAAAAGUCAUCACAAAAAUAACACAGGUCUAUAUAGAUACCUACAUGACAAGCACUCAUAAUGUUAGGGGUACAGUGAAGGCAGCUCUCACCCAGCUUCUAACCAGCUUCACAGACAAACUGCAAUCUGCUGACAGCAGAGGGCAAGGAGAUGAUGGUGAUGUUCUUGCUGACUUCAAUCCCAGAGGGAACACGGAUAAGGAUGGACUGACCACAGACACUAUCAACAUUCUACAGUUCUUCACCAAUAAAUUAGAGGAGGCAUUAGGCAGUCAGACCAGAGUAUCAGUUCCCUUGUUGUUAGAGGGAGUACUGACAAUCCUCUCAAACUGCCCCAGAGAAAUCAACUCCAAUGAGCUCUUUCAAGAAAUCAUAUGGAAGAGUCUUUGUCCUUGUUUGAUCUCAUUGUUGGGUUCUCCAAAGUCUGAGAAGACAGUGUUUAGUCAGAAAACACCACAUAAAGAAGAUAUAGGGCGAGGGUCAGGGUGUUCCAUGUCAGCCCCGAAUCUACAGGCAACCACAGCUAAAACUGUCUAUAGUAUUGCAGUUUCCCUGGUGGAGUUGAUGGGUACUAUUGGUACCAUGAGACCUGUUCUGGAGUCGCUGUUCCAUAGAAUGCUGUUGUAUUCACCUCCCCAACAUAGACUGGAUGCCCUGAAAGCUGUCAGAGAACUGCUUAAAACUCCAGAGAACCUGUAUAACUUAGCAGCCCCAGCCAUAGAACCUGUACACAGGGAAAAGGGAGCCAAAAAUCCCAAUGCAGACAUUUCUCUUCUCAAACUGAUUGUUGACUCGCUAGAAGAGUGUUGUAAUUGUAAUGACCUGGCAGUCUGUGUUACCAGUGUUACCUGUGUGGAGGAGAUGCUGGGAGCCCUUGAACUGACCUGUAAGGGAGAGGGUAUCACCCCCAACCUCCAAAGAAGCAUGGCCAAAUUCUACAGAACCCUCUCAGAAACAAGUGUGUCCUGUCACAGCAGUGUUUCCUCUUGUUGCCAGGAAACUGAUGGAGAAACUGACAUCCAAGAGAUUGAUGUAUUCCAAAAGAACAACUUGGAGAAAAAAGAAAGUCAAGGGAUCAUCAAGGGAGAUCACUCCAACACAGAAUAUAGAAUCAGGGAGGAAAUCAAGAAACAGUACAACAGAUUAGGGAGGAAUAUGGAGGAACUGGAGAAACAGAACGCCCAGGAGUUUGUAAGGAAACUGGAGAUGUUUGUACCGAGGCUGGAACAGAUGUUAGAAGUGACAGAAGUUGAUGAAGCACUGCAGCAGUUUGCUGCUGAGUUCUGUACAGCAUUAUAUGAUACUCAGUCACAAAGUGAAAGUGAAAGUCACAUGGCCAUCCUGAAUGCUGAUGGAGUGUAUGUAGCCAGUGUUAGUUCAUUACAUUUAUGUUUACAACUGUCUACGUCAGGAUACUACAACAGGACAGGCUGUUCAAGUAUUACAGAGAAGGAUUUUGUGGACUCUGUGUUGGGGUGUGGACUGUUACUCUUCCUUUCUCCGGCCUGGCUAAGAGAAGUCUACCAUCAGCUGACUAGGAGAAACCUUUUACAGAAUGUAUCAACGACUUCAACAUCACCCCUCAUCAACUUCCUCAAAGACAUAGAUGGUCUUGGGAAUCAUGAGAAGGGAGGCCAGUUCCUCAGCAGCUUUUCAUCUGUACAAACAGAGGAUGAAAUAGAUAACAAAGACAGCCUCAUCAAAUCAGGGAGAAUGUUUGCACGCCAUGUCUUGUCUAAGUGCUGGGACAGUAUCCUAGAUGUUCUGUCAGUACUACUUAACGGGAAAUCAUCUUGUGGGAUCUCUAGCAGCCUGGGACUACUCCUGGGGACAGAGGGAGCCAAGGAAGAGAGCCUGAGGGCAAGGGAAGCCAUCUGUACCAGUCUUAAUGGACUACAGAGGGCAGCAAAGCUCUGCUGUGCACUGGGUUUACAGGAGUAUUGUGGGGCUGUGUUUUGUCAGUUGGCCAGUACGUCCUGUGUCACUCUGGACACACAGAGAAGUCCUGUCCUAGAACGGAAGUCUCUCAACAAACCUACAUCACACAAACCAAAACUUGUCAAGCUUCAUGCAUCUCAUGUCCUGAGUAUGGAUGUUGUCAUGACGACAGGGCUAGAGAUGGGAAGCCACUCUGCUGAUUGCUGGAAACAUUUGUUCAGAUGCUGUGCUUUUAUAUCUGAGUUGGAGCACACUUACUUCAGUAUGGGUAACAACCAUUCCAAUCUCCCCAAACUACAACAGGAGACAGCAGUAGAUUCUGAGAAUCAAGAAAACAUUAAUUACAUAGAUGAACCAGAGUUGUACAGCAUGUCCACCACUGCAGCGGUGCCAGUAGCACCACGGAUUAACAUCACAGAGCUGAUCAGACAGAGUGGGAUUGAGUCUGGGUGGGAGAGGUCAAUCACGGGGGGAGGUGUACUGAAUGCUGCCCAGUCCUCAAAGGCUCUGUGUGGGCUCUCUCAGGAAGUGGACAGACUGUUUGAGGAGGCAGCCAAUCAGCUGAAUCUACAGGCUCUGCUGGACUUCCUGUCUGAGCUGUGUGAUUCCAGUCAGCACCAGCUGUUCAGCCUGACACAGCAGGUGCCCUGGGAGGGAGGGUCCAGGGAGUCACAGUUACCCCCAAAUUCCCUCCAUUUGUAUCGUCUUCAAGAGGUGCUGAUGAAGGUCGUACAUAGUGACCGCCCCCUACUUCACCUCAUGAGGACUUGGAGUGUUGUAUCUCCACAUCUGGUUGAGUCGGCCGGUCACAAGGACAGGAUUGUGUCCAAAAUGGCAGUGACUUGUGUCCAUGACUUUAUUUUGGCCAUGCUGAGUGACCGCCCAGAAUUGGCCUACUUCCACGUCAAUGAGCUGCUUUGUAAGCCAUUUGAGAACAUGUUAUGCCUUGAAGUCUGUGAUGGGGAUGUACAGGACCAGAUUGUAUGCUCUAUCUGUGAGUUAGUGGAGGCCUGUACAGCUGACAUUAAGUCUGGUUGGCGACCAUUGUUUGGAGCUUUACGAGCUGUGAAGAUCGAGUACACAACUAACGAGGAAGUUAACGAUGCUAGGCAGAGACAUGUGGCUGCGGUGCUGGACGUAUUCGAGGUCUACCUUAGUACAGAUAAUGUCCUGGUGUUUGCCAACGCGACAGUAGAUUGUAUUCUGUGUCUUCUCAAGUACAUCAGGGGACCAGGUGAGUUUGACAACUCGAGUGGGGAGGACUCAGACUCAGGAAGUGACUUUGUAAUGGGAGAAUCAGGGGGAGAGAACUUGUGUAUUCCAGCCCUAGGCUAUUUAAAGAGAUGUUCCCAGAUCUUACAAACAAUGUGGAAAAUGCCAGCAUGUCCUGUGUUCAACUGUGCAAAAAGGAUCCAGACCACUCCUACUCACAUGUUUGUUGACUCCAGUCUACCUCAUAUGAACAUGGGAGAUUUUAUCCAGCACUAUGAUGAAGUCAGUCAACAGCGCUGUCAGAGUUGUGUAGCCGAAUUGUCACAAUCAACAGUCGGUCAAAGGGAAGACCCAGCCCUGAAACCUGAGCCACCAGACAAUAUCCCUCACCUGGAUGAGGGCGGAACAGACAGUCUGAAUUCUGUGGAUUCAGGUGUGAUUACUUUGCAGAGUGACAUUAAGUCAAAUAACAAGACGGACAAUGAGGAGGAGGAUACACAGCAAUGUCCCCCCAAUGAGGGGGGUCACCCUGGUGAUUCUGCUGGUCACUGUGAGAGAUGUGCCGCUCUGAGACUCUUACAGAGACAGCCAGGGGGCGCUUCAGACAAUCCCGCGAGUUCUUUUGGUUCAUUGGAUGCUAUAGACAACAGUACGGGGAUCCUACAUGUCUUGUUCCUGUUGUUAGAAGGACUGGCAAGUGCUGUCUCAUCUUGUCCUAAAUCGUAUCAACCCGAGACGCUCGAGAUGUUGUUUGAGCUGCUCAAGGCCACAGCAGAUGUUCCUGGUGCUGAGUUUGCCCUAUUUUGUGUAAACAGUCUCCUUCUACCGAUGAUUCAGUCUUGGUUACGAGAGGGAAGCCGUAAGCUUGGAUAUUGGGACUGGGGGGCUAACAACUUUAAGCAAUGCUGUGGCCUGUGUACAGACUUGGUAGUGGAACUGGUGCACAAGUUCUCAGGUACAUCCACAAGGGUUUCCCAAUCUGUGGAGCUGAUGCUGAAACAAUUGUACAACAUCCUGGUGGAGUGUAUCUCCCAGCCUGCUGAGGUUAUCUCAAGACUGGGCUGCUCCUGUAUAAGACAUGUAAUGCUCAGUGCAGGAAGGUCAUUUAAUGAAGAAAUGUGGCAGAUCAGUGGAGUUGCCAUGGAGACAGCAUUAGACGUAUCAACAUUCCAUCUGAGACAGCUGAUGUUGUUGUUCCAUGUCGACUCAGACAAUUUCUAUGGAGACAUCGCACAGGUCAAGGUCGCAAUGAGACGGGACAGUUCGCCACAGGAAUGUUAUAGACUGAGACAUCUAGCUCACCAGGUAUUCCUUUUAGACAGUCAGAUGGCUGUCCAUCAGUUAACAGUUGAUGUGGAGGAGGAUAAGUCCUUUGUUUUUCUGUUGUACAAAUCUGGGGAAGACAACAGUUUGAAUCCAGAUGACAUUCUUCUCAGAUUGCCGUUUAGAAAUGUGGUGGUUGGAUUAUUAGCCAAUCAAUUGUUACUGCAAACCAUCGGUAGUGUUCUCCUCAGUGCUGAUUCAGCAACAUCCAAGACUAGAAUGUCAGGAAUGAUUCCACUGUUAUCUGUCAGAAAUAUUGUUAAGAUGCUUGAGUGUCUAAGGAACUCCUACAAGCUAGCUAUAGAGUUUGAUUCCAGACCUGGACUUAAGUUCCUGAUCCAAAAGGUGGCAAGAACAGAGGUGGCUGUUAAUCUGUACAAACAAGCUGGAGCCAGCAUGGUGUUCUUUAUCCAUACACUUCUACAGAUCGGUGCUAACCUUCCCAACUUCAAUAAGGUGAAGGUCAAACAUCUGUCUCACUCAGUUCAUCAGAGUCUCCUUGAUGUUUGUUACAGAGAUACAAAACAUUGUUUAAGUACUGUAGAUGUGUUUUCUAGUCCAGAGUUAUUCAUUCAGCUUUUGAAGGCUAUCUGUGAUGAACUAUGUCAGACGUAUGUAGACAUUUUGUCAGAUGAGACGUCCAGUCGUGUUGAUACUAUGGCUGAACAGCAGGUGUUUUUCCUGAUUGCUCAGCCUGAUGAUAUUUCUGAUAUUAUGAGCAAACGAAAGAAAGGCCAUACAGAAAUCUUAAAAUCAAAACCGACAGCCAAUGAUCUGAUGUCCUCAGCUGUUCCUCUACAGGAGCAAGCCUGUCUGAGUUCUGGAGGAAGCUCUGAAGAUGAACAGGAAGUGGAGAGUUCAGAUUCAGACCAUCCAACCAAGAGUAAGCGAGAACUACGGGAGGAACAGGACAGUAAGGUGUAUACUAUCGCCACGGAUACGCUCAUCAAGUCCCUAAUGACUGAGUACAAGAGACGUAAGCAGGCUAAUGCCAUGCCAAAGUUUGUCAAAAUCUCCAAAACAAAAAAAGAACUCAAGGAGAGAAAAUCUAAAGAACCUGUAGACAAAGUCGACAAACAGAUAGAGGCCCAGAGGAAGACGUCUUACAUGAAGGAUAGCGAGGCCCGGAUCCAAUCCUGGACAGAACUCUUGUGUACAGUACUUGGACUGUUCCAUCAGCUCCCAGACUCCGAAUUCCAGGUUCUUCUUCCAACAGUGUUCAACUGCGUCAAUCAGCUGGUGUGUCAUGCCACAGAACAGAGACUGAGAGAUUCAGUGGGACAGAUUAUCUACAGACUCGGGAACAUACUAGACUUAACCAAUGAUAGUGAAGGUUACAGCAAUGUUAAGUCAGCCAAUCAUAAAAAAGAUAACAUUGAUUUCAGUGCAGCCAAUGACAGCCAAAAUAACAAAUAACCAAUACAGCUCUUGCUUUCUAUAAAAUUUCUGUAGGGUCUGAUUAACUGUGGGAUAAAGAUCACAAUGGGAUAUAAAGUAGUAUUGCAGCAUUAUAAAUCAAUUACAAUGAAAAAAUUGUGCAAUUGUCAAAACAUUUUAUUGGAGGCAGAGGUUUUUACAGUCACCAUUCAUGUUAAUGAUAAGUAUUGUUCAGGUUUAGAAGAAAAUUUAUUCAAAUUCAAGUACAAACUUUAGAAACCCUAAUUCCGAACAGUUUGACUUUUAGGCACUUUUAAAGGUACAUUUGUAUUUAAAAAUGGACUAACAUACUGUACAUUAGCUCUGUGACUGAAAUACAUAUUAUAAACCAUGUGCAAUAUUUUUCUACAUAUAAAGUCCCUUUACUUACGCAUGUACCUCAUUUCUUUUCUUUUGAAAAGCGAUAAAUGAGUUUAUUUCCUUUGGUGCUUUGAUUUUACUAUACGAGGGUUAAUUUCUAAUCAAGAUUUAUAUCUUAUUCAACUUUGUCUAUGUUCAGUCUCAUAAGCAUUCCAUAAACAUGUUUUCAAUUUUUUUUUUCACUUCUUCAAAAAUGAUUUAGGGCCUCUUAAUUAAACUUUUUUUUAUUUGGUCUGGAAGAAACUUUUACAUUGUAGGGCAUUUGGAUUUCUAGCGGUCAUUUGAAUUUGGGUCUGAUACCUCAGGUGACUAUUGUGGCCCGUAGGCCUCCUGUUUAUUAUUUUCAUUCCACAGCUCUAUAGAGCUCAUUAAAAACAUUCCAUUUUUUAAAUAGGUUACCUGAGUCACUCUCCCCCCAUCCCCACUCCAAACUUGCACAUAUGAUGUAUCUAGGGGUGCACACUACCAGACUUGGUUUGGAUGCUUGUAUCUAACUUCCAUUUUCCAUGAGAUUGAUGAAGUUUUCGUUUUUAGAAAAAAGUCCAUUCUGAAGUAACUAUACACCAUGUGACUAACAUUGCAUGAAUGAUACAUCUAAGGAUGCACACACUACCAGACUUAAAUUGGUUUGAAUGCUGAAUAUUACAUUUUCUGACAGAAAGUUAUUGGAGUAGGUUCCUCCCCAAUAAAAAUCCUAGCCAGACCAAACUUUUAGGAAUGUUGCAUCUACCUGAACAUUUGCUUAGAAAGGCACUUUGCCAUACUUGUAGAUAACAUUUGUUGAGGUGAGAUAUUAAUUUUUGAUUACCACUGUUUCCAAAAAAUUAACAAGGUUAUAGCUUGAAAAAUUCUUACUGAAAUUAGUUUACUUGUAAUUGAUCAUGUACAACUUGUUCUAUAUUGAAAAAAAAAUCUUGCCCAUCAAAGCCAAAAAAUACACGACUGUAAUGUCUACAUCAAGUAUUGCGAGUUAAUAUAAUGAAGAUCUAAAUAUGAUUUUUAUGAUAGAUUUAAUUGAUUUUGAUGUAUUUAUUACAAGAGUAAAUUGGGACUAUUUUUAAAUUUCCCCUAUAGGUGUCUACAUAAAUAUAACAUUUUUAAAUAUGGUUGUUAUUUAAUAUAAAGUCUGUGAAAUAUUUAUUGUU
Molecule: messenger RNA, 7811 nt
Organism: Saccostrea echinata
Lineage: Eukaryota; Metazoa; Mollusca; Bivalvia; Ostreida; Ostreidae
Product: brefeldin A-inhibited guanine nucleotide-exchange protein 3-like
Exons: 32
Coding region: 1-6285 (2094 amino acids)
Biological process (GO): regulation of ARF protein signal transduction
Molecular function (GO): guanyl-nucleotide exchange factor activity
Source: RefSeq, a predicted model, not a curated record